AUGGAGCCCAAUCUUAGCAUGGGGGUGGGCUGGGAGUCUAUCUUCGCCUUCCCCCGCUCUCACUGCGCAGGAUACUGUGACGCCACUGUGGCAGCCUGCUUCUGCCCCUCCAACACAACCUACGGCAGGAUACCGCCGCCAGAGGAUGCCCCGCUAGAAGCCCCGCCGGUGCAGCGCGGCCGCCCGAUGGGCCAGUUUUGCCAGCCCAACAAGACGCCGGAUGGCCAGGCCACGGCCUGGGGCACCAUGGAGCCUGCCGACCUGUUUGGGCCGGAGGGGUGGUGCACGGCUGAGAAGCCCAAGGCGCGCUGCGAGUGCUUCCUGGAUGGAUGGGGAGGAGCGACCUGCGAGGACCCGUAUGAGCAGUUCUGUUUCAACCAGUGCAAUGGCCGCGGGGAGUGCAACCUGGGCUACUGCAAGUGCGACAAGGGGCGGCAGGUGGAGCGGCCGUGGAUUGCUGACUUUGUGCACACGCCCGCGGCCCAGGACUUCGCCCCCAACGCCACCCGCAAGCGCCCGCUCAUCUUUGUGUAUGAGACCCCACCCGACUACAACACCCUCAUGGUCCAGUACCGCCUGACCUCCAACGAAUUCUGCGUACCGCGCCACUUCAGGACCGGCAACACAAGCACCCUGUCAGGCGCGCAGGCCUGCUGCGUCUGCCUGCGGGCGCAGCGCGGCGCCCACCACCUCUGGGAGUGGACGUAUGCGCUGGAGGCCGGUUUCCUGGAGAUGCUGCUGCAGAGCGAGCACCGCACCCUGGACCCUGAGGAAGCGGACUUCUUCUAUGUUCCCGUCUUCACAUCGUGCUUCAUUAAUCCCGUCAGGGACGGCGCCGACAGCCUGCGGGACUUCUUCUAUGGCGUGAGCCACAAUCGGGUGCAGGGAGCCGCCAACAUGCUGCUGGAGGCGUACCACUGGGUGCAGGCCAUGUUUCCCUACUGGGAGCGGCGUGGUGGGCGGGACCACAUCUGGCUGGUCACACACGACGAGGCCAGCUGCUGGGUGCCCGCCGCCAUCAGGAGCACCAGCAUCAUCCUGAGCCACUGGGGCCGCAUGGACGCCCACCACACCAGCGGCACCGGCUACUCGGCUGACGUCUACUCCAACGAUGUGACGCACCCGCAGUUCGAGCCAGACGGGUUCCUGGGCAAGCUGAACCUGACGCAGCCCUGCUACGACCCGGUCAAGGACCUGGUGGUGCCGCUGAUGAAGACACCGGAGCACUACCGCUUGUCGCCGCUGGUGGGGGCGCCGCCGCGGCAGCGCACCUGGCUGGCCUUCCACAGGGGGCGGGUCCAGGCAGACAACCCGCCAUACUCACGCGGCAUACGCCAGCGCCUGGCCAAGGCCGCCGCAGAGGGCGGGUGGCUGGAGAAGCACAAGAUUGCGGUGGGAGAAUACGACACACUGCAGGGCGACUACUCAGAGCUGCUGGCCUCCUCUGUCUUCUGCCCGGUGAUACCUGGAGACGGCUGGAGCGCACGCAUGGAUGAUGCCAUGCUCCACGGCUGCAUCCCUGUCCUCAUCAUGGACGAGGUUCAAGUGUCCUUUGAGUCGGUCGUGGACCUGUCGACCUUCACCAUACGCAUCCCAGAGGCGGAUGCCGAGAAGCUGCCAGACAUACUGCAGGCGGUGACGCAGGAGCGGCGGGAGGAGAUGCAGCGCGCGCUGGCCCGCGUGUGGCAGCGCUUCACCUACAGCAGCUAUCUGCCCUACGCGCGGCAGUUCAGGGACCUGCAGCAGCAACACGCGGCGCAACGGCCAGCCCACGGCGGCGGCGCCGACGCGAAGCCCAUGUCGCUGCCCGAGGCGGCGGUGGAUGUGGACCCUGCAGCUGAUGAUGCCUUUGGCACCAUAAUGGCCUGGCUGCACAGCAGAAUAGAGGCCACACAAUGA
Molecule: messenger RNA, 1899 nt
Organism: Chlorella variabilis
Lineage: Eukaryota; Viridiplantae; Chlorophyta; Trebouxiophyceae; Chlorellales; Chlorellaceae
Exons: 14
Coding region: 1-1899 (632 amino acids)
Molecular function (GO): glycosyltransferase activity
Source: RefSeq, a predicted model, not a curated record